AUGGUGCUGAAAGGUAUUGGAAGGUGUCCUGCUUUCUUCUGGAUGGCCAUUAGCUUGGACGUGGGAGGGCUUUCCUUACUUUUAGUUGGCAUUUUUGCUAAUGUGCAGGUGGGUGGUAGGGGCUUUGGGGACUGUCUCGUUUACAGCGGCUCGAUCAUCGUCUUCUUCAGCUUGGUCUGGUGGCUCUUCUGGUGCACGGGCAACAUCGAGCUCCCUCCGGAGGAACUGGAGAACGCCAAGAGCUUGGCCCAGUUGACCAGAGGGUUUUCCGAGAGGUUGCCCGUGAAAAGUAAGGACUCGCCGCGGGAGGUGGACGCUACGGCCAUCCGCUGGGACACGGUGCAGCGGUUCAGUGAAACAGCGCCUCCCCAGACACAGCAGCCCAGAUAUGUUGAACUCAGCAAUGUGAGGUACCCCCAGUAUAUACUGACCAGCAGAGUACAGCAACAAGGAGAGCGACUAGUCUAA
Molecule: messenger RNA, 468 nt
Organism: Chiloscyllium plagiosum (whitespotted bambooshark)
Lineage: Eukaryota; Metazoa; Chordata; Chondrichthyes; Orectolobiformes; Hemiscylliidae
Source: RefSeq, a predicted model, not a curated record